Messenger RNA from Hypoxylon fragiforme, 850 nucleotides. Its product is annotated as NUDIX hydrolase domain-like protein. Gene Ontology annotation, molecular function: 8-oxo-7,8-dihydrodeoxyguanosine triphosphate pyrophosphatase activity. The transcript has 3 exons. The record is from RefSeq and is a predicted model, not a curated record. Lineage: Eukaryota; Fungi; Ascomycota; Sordariomycetes; Xylariales; Hypoxylaceae. Gene Ontology annotation, biological process: dGTP catabolic process. Gene Ontology annotation, cellular component: cytosol. Bases 254 to 760 code for a protein of 168 amino acids.
CACCACAGUAGAUCAGGCACCGUGCCUAUCCUAUAUCCACACUGUCCGGCCUUACUCCGGCCCUACCGCAUCGCCGUUAUUUGUACCCCCCAAACCCCGGUCCGCUUUCGGCAUUGUGACAAACAUCGAAUUAUCACCUACCUAGGUAUUUUUCCGACUUUUUAAAAAGCACGCUAUCAGAGACGCUAAAUAAAUCUACGAGCAGUGAUUAACACGCCGGAAAAAUAGCUUAGUCGAUACCAAAAAAAAAAAAAUGCAGGGCCCGACCACCGCACCCCCGUACUCCCCCCGCGUCGGCGUCGCCGCCCUAGUCCGCAACGCGCGGGGCGAGUUUGUGUUCGGCAAGCGGAAGGGGGCGCACGGCGCUGGCUCCUGGCAGUUCCCCGGCGGCCAUCUCGAGAUGGGCGAGUCUUUCUUCGAGGGCGCGGCGCGCGAGACGUUAGAGGAGACGGGGCUGACGGUCGCGGGGGUGCGGGUGGCGGGGGUGACGAACGAUGUGUUUGAUGCGGCGACGAGGCACUACGUGACGGUGUUCGUGGAGUGUCGGGUAGAGGGGGAGGGGGAGGAGCCGAAGGUCAUGGAGCCGGAUAAAUGCGAGGGCUGGCACUGGAUAGGCUACAACACGAUCCGGCAGUGGUGCGAGCAUCACGACGACAACGAGACGCCGGAGUGGGCGCAGAAUAAGUGUUUCUUGCCGAUCAGGAACCUGGUCAAGGAUCAUCCCCAAGUAGAGAGUUUGAUACCAUCGUUACGGGAGUGAGGGCUAGAAUAUGUUACUAGGUCAUGGAAACAACCAGUCACAGCGUUUAUGUUGAACUAUACCUAGGCAAUGAAAUAUUAGCCCUGAAAU